Messenger RNA from Hibiscus syriacus, 1201 nucleotides. Its product is annotated as transcription factor bHLH79-like. Lineage: Eukaryota; Viridiplantae; Streptophyta; Magnoliopsida; Malvales; Malvaceae. Gene Ontology annotation, cellular component: nucleus. Bases 256 to 1110 code for a protein of 284 amino acids. Gene Ontology annotation, molecular function: protein dimerization activity; DNA-binding transcription factor activity. The record is from RefSeq and is a predicted model, not a curated record. Gene Ontology annotation, biological process: regulation of DNA-templated transcription. The transcript has 6 exons.
AAGAUCAGAUCUCUCUCUCUCUCUCUCUUAAUCCGCUCUUCAUUUCUUACGUUCCCUUUCCUUUUGUCAGCUCGUUAAAUAGUUCCACUCACUUUGAAGAACUUAAACCCUUUCACUUCACUCUACAAUCCCCUCAAAACCCAAACUUUAACCAGUGGAAAAGAAGAAGAGAGCCCACGUUUUCCCCACCUUUUCUAAAGAACUUAUCUUGGAUCCAAGCCCCAUUCCAUUUCUUAUGAAAAAAGGUCUUUCAUUAUGGAUCCUCCUUUGAUAAAUGACUCAUCAUUUUCGGCUGCAAAUCCUUCAGCUUAUAGCCUUGCUGAGAGUUGGCCUUUCCCGAUCAACCCAGGAUCCGACCCGACUGUUGUAACGGGACGUGGGUUGGGACACCGAAUGGGUAACCUGGGCGGGUUUGGAGAGACUUCGGGUCUUCGAGAUGGGUCUAUGGAGGAAUCUACUGUGACUGAGCAGAGUGUUGGGUGUGGAGGUGGGAGAAAAAGGAAGGAAUUAAGCUCUGAAGAUGAGUCUUCCAAGCUUGUUUCUACUACUAGUAGUGCAAAUGAAUUGAAUGAUUCGAAUGGAAAAAAGAUGAAGAAGCCAGGAACGAAGAAUGAAAAUGCGGACCCAGAAGCCGAGGUGGAGACGAGUUCCGGAGAGGGUGGCAAGCCAGACCAGAAGAGAAAGGCUGCCGAGCCGCCUAAGCAAGACUAUAUUCAUGUCAGAGCCAGAAGGGGUCAAGCAACUGAUAGCCAUAGUCUGGCUGAGAGAGCCAGGAGAGAGCGUAUUAGCGAGAGGAUGAAGAUUCUUCAGGAUUUGGUCCCUGGAUGCAACAAGGUCAUAGGGAAGGCACUUGUCCUUGAUGAGAUUAUCAAUUACAUCCAGUCACUGCAGCAGCAGGUUGAGUUCUUGUCAAUGAAACUUGAAGCAGUUAAUUCAAGGAUAAAUAUGAAUCCUAGCUUCGGAGGUUUUCAUUCAAAGGAUAUUGGUUUGCAUCCAAUAGAUGGUGCUGGAAUGUUAUUUGGCUCACAAGCAGCAAGGGAAUAUGCUCAAGGAUCGCAACCAGAGUGGUUGCAGAUGCAUGUCGGUGGGAAUUUCGAACGAGCGGCGUAACUCGGAGAAUCCUCGUUUGCUUACGAAGCAACAAGAACAAUCUGUUUGUUGUCUUCUCGAAGGGGGGGGGGAAAGAUCGCGAAUGGUUUAC